Messenger RNA from Brassicogethes aeneus, 2365 nucleotides. The record is from the annotation of a GenBank genome assembly. Lineage: Eukaryota; Metazoa; Arthropoda; Insecta; Coleoptera; Nitidulidae.
UAGUGACGUGGAGCGCUCGCCUAAAACUCGUGUGCGUUUCGGUACCAACAGCUGACGUUUAUUAUUUUAGUUCGGAAUCCAGAGUUUCGAUUUAUUUGUUCUUUUUCCGUUAACUAUUUAUAUCUUUUGCCUGUUUCAAUCAUGUCCGGUCAGUGGGAAGUCGUAGUCGGCAAAAAAAGCAAGCCAAGCAAAUUGCCCGUCUUAAAAAAUAGCGAAAAGCACGAGAAUAAAAAGAAGAACGUUUUAAAUGGUGUAAAAAUCGAAGAAGUAUUGCCCAAAUCUCAAGUGGAGAAUAUCUAUGGAAGCGUUAAAAAUAAGGAAAACAAUAAACCAAAAGAAAAAAGCAACAAAACUCAGGAUGCUAAGAAACCUCAGAAAAAAGUCGAGAAAACUCAGGAAGCUCCCAAACCUAAACCUCCCAAAUCCAUUGAAAGUGCCCUUACCUCUAUAAAUGUAGAAGAAUUUGUACAAAUUUACGAAAAAAACAGAACCUUAUACCCGGACACACCUAUUGUGUGGCUGAAAGAGUUGGUGCAAUUUUUAAACCAAAAAGUGCCAAUUGAGCUGGCCGAUCCUGUUUUUACAAACAAACAGCAAGGUUAUCCACUGAACGUGGUUCCACUGCCAAUAAAGACUGUCAUCGAGAAAUCGGUUAAAGAAACUGGCAAAAGCAACAUCCAAUUGUUUUUCGAUAUUGCUUUGACCUCCAUGACGACUGAAAUGAGCAAAGGUCUUCCAGCAUUGGGAUGGAAAUUUUUCCUCCAAUACAUUGCAACAAUCGAGCCUAAGUUGGUUGUGACCAGCAUCAGCAAACACAUAGUUUUAAGGAAUUCCUAUCAAAAUAGGUCCAAUGUGGGGCUUUCCAUUUUAUGGGCUGUUGGUCAAGUUGGAUUUGCUGAUUUUAAUUCUGGGCUUAGAGUCUUCCAGGAACUUAUGCUACCCCUAAUGGAAAUGAAGGCUUACUCCAGAUUUAUUGCUAAAUAUUUAUUAGACAUAAUAACCAGCAAUAAAGACAUCAGCCUAACAAAGGAGGAAUACCUAUUAAUUCUUGAUACAAUUCACUCCAACAAAAAGAAUUUUCCCAACGAAUUGAAAAACGAUUUUUCCAAACAAGCUGAUAAAUUGAAACAAUCGUUAUUUGGGAACCCAAAGGAAAAAUACAAUCCUUAUGUUGACGCCUUUUUGAACAAAAUCAUAUCAAAUAGCAAUAAAGCUUACCAAAAUAGCCUUUCAAGUGCAUUAAUUGAAGUUUUUCAACGAGAUCCCUCGACUUUUGUUAAUUGGAGUAAAGGUUACUCUAAAAAUUUGGCUGCUAGUGUAAUUGUUAUGAAAUAUUUAUAUGAAAAUUGGAAAUCGGUAUCAGUUAAAAUUAAUAUUAAACAGUUUGUUGAUUUAUUAAAUAAUUUUAAAGUUACUAAUGAGGAACUUUCCAAUAAAAAAAAGAAAGAUGAUGCUCUAUAUGAAUCUAUUAAUAUUAUUAAGAAAAUGGAACAAAAAAUGGCCGCUAAAAAGAAGUCCGGCUCCAAAAUGUGCUACUUUUUCCUGCCCAUGAUGGGCAUUUUCCUAUUCACCUUUGGACCAAGAUUCUACAACUACGUUACGGAAGAAUGCCUAAAAAAAAAUAACCCCAGUGACUUCUGUUACUACACAAACUUAUCAGUCAAUAAAACUCAUGACGCUUGGGUUUGCGUGGAUAAAAGUGUCGAAACGCAGUUUCCGCAGUACAAGCAAAAAUUGGACGGCAUUUCCAAACCUUACGUUCGUCUAGUGCAAGACCUUGGUGUGGUGGUGUACAAUUUGGGUGUCAACGUCAAGGAUUACGCCGUCGAAACUUAUCCUGCCUUGGUGAAAUCUAUCGAUUCUUACGCCCCCGGUUUAAUUGAGCAAUCGCAAAGGACCGCCCAAAACGUGUGGUCCACUUCGGUGGUGUAUUACACAAGGAGCUUGGACUAUCUCAAGAACGAAGUAUUUGUGGGCCAGCUCUCCCCCGAAAACAUGCAAAGAGCAGUUUUUGAUGCUUACAACGUGACCCAAACGAAAACCUCCGAGUAUAUCUCGUGGAUCUACGAAAAAGUCCAGACCAGCAUCAAAUGAGUAGUGUUUUUAAAUUAGAUUUAUUUAAUUUUUUACUUUGAGAAUUUUAGACCCGUUAAAAUACCAUGUAUGUUGUUAAAAGGCCUUUGAUUGUAAAUAUUUUUUAUGCUUUAAAUUGUGUUGUUUAAGUGCAUAAAGAAUGUUUUCAUUUCAUGGGCUUGGUAGUAACAAUGUGUAAUAAAUUGUUAUGCAUUUGUUGAAAUGACCAUCUUUUUAUAUUAUUUAUUUGUAUAAAAGCCAUUCAAAAAAUUAUAAUUUAAUAUUGUUAAUU